This is a messenger RNA of Alosa sapidissima (American shad), 1097 nucleotides long. RefSeq names its product thymocyte nuclear protein 1 (gene thyn1). NCBI's taxonomy places the organism in Eukaryota, Metazoa, Chordata, Actinopteri, Clupeiformes, Clupeidae. The transcript has 7 exons. Gene Ontology annotation, cellular component: nucleus. The record is from RefSeq and is a predicted model, not a curated record. The coding region runs from base 271 to 975 and encodes 234 amino acids.
AUUAGACAACUUCGGGAAUAUAAAUACUGCAAGCUCGUGUUGUCUGUCUUCGUUUUAUAUCAGGGUGCAAGGCAACGCAAGCAUUAGAUGAGCGACCAUAAUAUUGCGCAAUCGUCAUACAGCGCGGGAAAAGAGGGUCACAGGUACAGGACAGAUCUCAUCUCAUUCAGACUUGCAUCCCUGAAAGUCCGUAUCAAAAAGACGUGACAGGCAGUCCUACGAUUCGAGCCAUAGCUAACCAACUAAACCUCAACUGUUGACACCAGAAACAUGCCCCCAAGAAAAAGGGCACGUGGCCCUAAAAAUACCACUAAAGCUGUCCAACCUGCCUCAGACAACGAGGACAAUUCUGAUACACCUAUUCAGAGGAAAGGCAAACGGAAAAUGGCAACCGCGAGCAAGUCCAAAGGGAAAGUUGCGAGUUCUGAUGUUAAAGACUCACCUGGCAAAGCAUCCUACUGUCACUGGCUGAUGAAGUCUGAACCUGAAAGCAGAUUUGAGAACGGGAUAGAUGUAAAGUUUGGAAUAAAAGAUUUAAAGGCCCUCCCCGAUCAGACAGGAUGCUGGGAUGGCGUCAGAAAUUAUCAGGCUCGUAACUUCAUGCGGGACAUGAAGGUCGGUCAGCAGGCUUUCUUCUACCACAGCAACUGCAAAGAACCGGGCAUUGCAGGCCUCAUGACGAUUGUUAAAGAGGCCUAUGUGGACCACACCCAGUUUGACAAGAAAGACGUGCACUACGACGCCUCGAGUAAACCGGACAACCCUAAAUGGAGCAUGGUGGACGUGCAGUACGUGAGGAUGCUGAAGCGCUUCGUGCCACUGGCCGAGCUGAAGAAGCUCCAUCAGGAGCACCGGGCCACGGGCGGCCCUCUGAAGGACAUGGCACUCUUCACCAGAGCCAGGCUGUCUGUGCAGCCGCUCACAGCAGAGGAAUUCAAUUUUGUUUUGAGUUUGGAAGAGAAAGACCCACUCUGAGACUACUACACAACUACUGAACAGAAACAAACCAGUUACAUUCUGGACACUAAGAAGAUACUAUACAACCAGGACUAAGUAUUCUAUAUUGUUUUAUAUUUAAUAAAGUUUUCUGUAGUUAA